AUGGCAUCCAUACCAAAUAGCUUUGAAUGGAGUGAAACCAAACCUGGUCGAUGGGAGCGUGAUAUUGACGAGGCGGAGCAAUUCUACACAUCGCUGGCAAAAGCGUAUGAAGGGACUGGAAGAACGUUCUUUGCCAUGACAGGCUUCAUUUCAGUUUAUGUUCCUGCAGAGGACAUUUCUCCAAGCCACCUGACCGAGAAUCGAGCAGAAGAAGCUCUACGGAAGGCCUGGCUUCGACUACGGCACGAUCAUCCCACAAUCGCAUCGAGAGUGGAAUACGACGUGUACGGGAAAAAGUGUAAAAAGAUAUAUGAGACGUUCACUGAAGCGUCCUCUCAGGAGGAUUGGUUGGAAUCAACAUUUCAAGUACUGUCAACCGGCGCAUCAGGCCUUGACUGGUGCAAUUCGGAUCCGCCGGUCCCGGCAUUGCCGACUUUAUUUCUGAUCAAAGAGCCACCCUCAGCUGAUGGGGCCUUUCGGGCGGAUGUUGUUCUUCGAGCUCAUCAUGACAUUAUUGAUGGAAUGGGUACAUUGAUGCUCUUUAACAAUUUAUUCGCACAUGCCGCAGAAAUCUAUAAGUCGGGAGCGAGUUAUACCUCUUCCUGUUUUGGUGGGGAAUGGGUCAAUUUGAGCCCGCCACUCCGCGUGGCUGCUGGGAUACCUAAGGAUUUAAGGCCAGAUCAACAAGAGCGGCUACGAAAUAUCAUUCAUUCCAAGGAAUCCAUCAAGGAGGACGUUGAAAUUGCUAGCCUCCCAUUCCAGAGAGAUCGGACGCAGCCAGGUAAACAUCAGCGUGUCGCCACCACUCUAUCUGUGGAGCAGACGAGGGAGUUGCUGGAUAAGUGCCGGGAGGCUGGCCUCAGCAUUACCCAUGCGUACCAUACAGCAAUUGCGAUCACUGUCCGGGACAUGCAGGAGAGACGCGCAGAUGAGCGCAAGGUUCGUUAUAUCAACUACAGCCUCAUUAACGAGCGUGGUCACUGCAGGAAUCCAUAUAGUACACGGGCCCACCCGGCGACGGCAUACCACUCUGUAUCAGGAAACUCCCUGAUAAUCGAUUUGGACGUUGCAUCGUCGCUGGACACGGCUGAUGUGGCGUCUGCCGCAGCGAACGACAAAACAGAAUUCUUGGCUAUUGCCCAGGAAGUAAAAGACUUUUAUGUCGGCAUACGGGAUGAUAAGGAGCACAUAUUUCUUGUCCCGUCUUAUUGGAAGAUGGCUACCAUUCCGUACCCCAGUGAUGGAGCAACUCCGCCUGUCCCGGCACGCAACGAGAAACCGUCUGCUUCGAUAUCUAGCAUGGGUGUCCUUGAUAAAGUGAUAAGCCCUACCCAUAGGCCAUUCCAGCUCGACAAUCCAUGGGUUACCGGAGAAGAGCUAGGGACGGGACUUGGUCUGUUCUUGGGCACUUGGAAGGACAAGUUGAGUUUGAGUGUGGCAUAUAACGAUGCAUGGCAUGACAAGGACGAGGCAAUGGCAUUUUUGGAGAGAUGCAACCAGACGACACUUGGAGCGCUGGGGGUACAAGUGUGA
Molecule: messenger RNA, 1533 nt
Organism: Aspergillus pseudonomiae
Lineage: Eukaryota; Fungi; Ascomycota; Eurotiomycetes; Eurotiales; Aspergillaceae
Exons: 1
Coding region: 1-1533 (510 amino acids)
Source: RefSeq, a predicted model, not a curated record